UGACACAUUGGUGACCAUUUUUAACUCUCCCGCGUAUCUUUACGUUAUUAACUGUGUGGUAGUCAAAUUUCCAGGUUUCCAUCUGUUAUUGUGACUACUGCUAUGUCCAACUCCGCUGCUGAUGGCAUCGAACGCAAACCUGGAACUUUAUCCAAAACUUCAGUCUCAGGUGGAAAAUCUGUACGAAAACGUUCCACCGGUGAUCCACAAGGUGCUGGCGCCGUGGAUGAGGAUGUAUUUCGACAGUCCUUUAUACCGUCCAUGUCAAUCACUGCAUCUUCUCCCAAAGAACUUACGGAGAUCAUAAAUCGUGUAAAAGAUGCACUUUCUGGGAAUCCUGAAGAAUGGGAAAAACGUGUAGAUGCGUUAAAAACAUUACGUGCUAUAGUUGCCAAUGGCGCUCUGCAAUAUGAUGAAUUUAUUCCCUUAUUAAAAACUUUGGAAAAUUCCAUAGAUCUUUCCCUGCGUGAUUUAAGGUCUUCAGUUGUACGAGAAGCAUGUAUAACAGUCGCCUUUUUAUCUCAAGAAAUUCGUAAUCGUUUUGAUCGUUUCGCUGAGAGUGUUUUACAAACAAUUAUUGCGUUAUUAUCUAAUAGCGCUAAAGUUAUGGCAACCAGUGGAGUGGUUGCGAUGCGAUUUAUUUUAGAGAAUACAUGUUCUUCUCGUCUUCUCCCCAUUCUCAUUUCUUCAUUAUCAUCCAAGUCUAAUGUUACCAGAAAAUGCAUUUGUGAAUUCUUAGAAAUCAUUUUCCGAACCUGGCCAUUAAAUAUUCUUGAAAAAAAUCUCUCUGUAUUGCAAGAUGCACUAAGGCGAGGUAUUUCAGAUGCAGAUCAGGAAGCUCGAUUAUUUACUAGACGUUCAUUCCCAUUAUUUGUUGCUAAAUUUCCUGAGCAAGCGAAUUUAUUUUUACAAAAUCUUGAUCCUCAAAAACGUAAACUAAUUGAAAAAGAUUUGAUCGCUGCAGGAUUAUCAGAAGGGUUUGGUGCCGGUGAUACUGCGACAACUGGAUCAUCUCGGAGUCAACCUGGUAGUCAGUCAAAUUUAACUUACCAAAGUACCAGACGACCAACUCGACCUGUAUUAGGCACCAGCUCAUUAGCCAAUAAUACAAAUCGCAGUCGUCCACCAUUAACUAGUCAGAAUGAGUAUAAUACCGUUGGUCGUUCUUUCCGUCAAGGAUCAAUUGCUUCAAAUUACGACGGUCGUCCACGUCAAAUUGGGAGAAAACUUGUGUCACAGUCACAGCCUACAAGUCGUGAAGUUUCACCAUCACGUCUAGCCUAUUUCACUGCCUAUGGUACUACUGCAUCUAAUAAUAAUGAUGGACAAAAAUUACAAUUCAAUACAACUAAUACUAACCGUAAUGGUACAAUAGGAUUUGUAGAUAAUAAUAAUAAUACUACAGAUCGUACUACACGUUUAAUAAUGAAUUCACGUGUUCCACGUAGUCAAGGCGCUAGUCGAGAAACAUCACCGACAAGAUCUACUGCAAGCGGUUAUACUAUGCCUUCAUAUCAGCAUAAUAAUAAUUUUCAAUUAACUGGUACAAAUCAAAUUGGACAGAUGAAUUAUCGGAGACAACAACAGCAAAGACCAUCUCUUGGUACUUUAAGUGAUUGCGCUGACCUCGGCGAUGGACCUUUAUAUGGUCGACAUUACUCAACUGGAAACAGUCGUGGUCCAUAUGGCUCAGAUGAUAACUUCAGUGAAACAUCAUCACAGUGUUCUGAACGUUCAGGUCGUUCAGUACCCGGGUACAGGCGCCAGUCCUCAAGUAAAGUGACUAGUAAUUUAAAAGAAAUCAUUUCUCAACUUCAAGCUGUUCAAUGGUCUGACAGAAAAGACGGCUUAACAAAUUUACAGAAUUAUAUGCGUUCCGGUUAUCCGUUAAAUCCUGAAGAUAUUCACUGCUUAACUGAAAUAUUUUCUAAAAUGUUUGCGGAUUCUCAAAGUAAAGUUGUUAGUUUAUUUAUGGAUACAUUACAAUUCUUUAUUAAAGAAUAUAAUCCAUUACUUCGUGAUUGGCUUUACACUCUACUAAUACGUUUGUUGUAUCGUCAAAGUCACGAGGCUUUGAGCAGUCAUCAGAAAGCAAUACAAGAAACACUUUUUGUUCUCAGAUCUCACUUUCCUUUGAAUUCGCAAUUCAGUAGUUGCUGUCAUUUUAUUAUGGAUAAUGCACAUACACCAAAUUUUCGUGUUAAAACUUGUCUAUUAGAAUAUAUGAAAGAUCUAAUUUUAAUGAUGAGUCCAGAUUUGAUUGCUAAUCCAUCAAAUGAAGUUAUUAAUGCAAUUGGAAAAAUUAUCAGUUGGUCUGCUGAACCAAAAUCAGCCGAUGUUCGACGAAUGGCUUCCCGUGUUGUUAUCAAAUUGUUCGAUUUGAAUUCCACAAGUUUCUCUAACUUAUUACAAUCACUGCCUCGUGGAGUACAAGAUCGUGCACAUGAAGUAUUAAAAACCUAUCAAAAGACUGCUACAGGUGGUGGUCUAAUCAAUUUAACCGACACUAAUCACAAUUCUCCUUCAUGGAAAUCAUCAUCUGCUGAUCAAGAUCAUAUGAUUUUUUCACCACCAAGUAGUGGACGAUAUGGGUCAAUCUCUGGACCAUAUUAUUCUUCACAACGUUCUCAUAACUCUACUGGCAGUGACAGUGGUCGAGUAAGCCCUGAAAGUAUGAAUCGUAUUAUUCGUGAAACAACCGAUGGCCUUCAAUCACUUUCAGUUGGUGCGAGUGGGGGUGGUAUUCCAACGUCAGCGAUAACAAGUCCAACACGCAGAGUAUCUGCUGAUCCCAGCUUUACAACUAACGAUUAUACAUAUGCUACAAAUGGUAAUACAGGUGUAUUACGUACUGUUCAACCAAAUAAUUUCCUUAAUUCACAACCAACAUCAUUACAGCCACCUAAUAUUAUUCCAUCUAAUGUAAAUCAAUGUUAUGCUUCCUCACAAGGUACUACUGCUUCUAAUGAUCCAACACUGCAGUCCACAUAUGGGUUACGUACAAAUAAAGCUCUUUUAAAUACACUCAUCAAUUAUGAUCCUGGUGAUGGACCAAAAUUAAAAAAACCUGUAAUUGGUUAUCAGACGUUAAAAAAAAUACGCGAAAUGCCCCCAGAAGAUAUCAUGUCUGAAAUACUCCAGGAAUUAUCGAAUCACAAUGAACGCUAUGAACAAAGAAAGACAUGUAUGUUAAAACUUAUCAAAUUAUUACGUGAUGGUGUUAUCAGUAAUUGGGAUGAAUAUUUCAAGCCAACUUUGUUAAUUCUCCUAGAGACAUUAGGUGAUGAUGGACAUGAAACAAGAGCACUUGCACUUCGUGUACUUCAAGAAUUAGUACGAGCUAAACCGGAAUUAUUUCAUGAUUUCGCUUAUUUAUUUGUUAUUAAAGUACUUGAAGCCUGUCGAGAUAGUGAAAAAUCUGUUAUUCGAGCUGCAGAAGAUUGCGCCAAUACAGUAGCACAAAAUCUUCCACAAGAAUUAUGUCUCAAUGUAUUGACACCGUUAAUAAAUGAUUCACAACUACACAUUAAUUUACCAGCAAUUAAAAUGCAAAUGCAAGUUAUACAAAAUUCUUCGCCGGAAUUAGUACAUGAAUUUAUUAAUGCAUUAAUUCCUGGACUUGUAAUUGCUUGUAAUCAUGAAGAGAGUGCCAUUCGUAAGGCCAGUGUGUUUUGUCUAGUUGCAAUAGCUAUGAAACUUGGUGAUGAUAUCUGGAGUUAUUUAACUGAAUUAAACGCUGGCAAAAAACGCCUUUUGAAACUCUAUAUUGACCGUCAACAAAGUUCAGCCACAUCUGAAGAUUCAAUUACAACCAGAAGUUGAUCCACUCAUCAUUCAUUAUUGUUUGUUAAAAAAGUAAUCCCAAUUAUCGAUCAUAUAUAUAUAUAUAUAUAUAUAUAUAUACAUAUGUACCAAUCAUCUGUAUGAAACCAAUUCUUUGACUCUUCCUCCCUCUCUUAUUUCUCGUCAUUACCAUCUACUGUCGUCGUGAUCAUGGUGAUGAUGUCAGACGUUUCUACUAAUCAAUAUCAUAAGAAUUUGUCUAUUUCCUUUUACACAUUUGCAAAUAACAAAAGAAAACCAUUUUCUCAUCAACUUCUUCCUCCCAUAGUAAGAAAUGCAUACAAAUGAAAUAUAAAGAGUGGCAUUUUAUUUGAAGAUUACAUAAUACUUACGCUAUUUGCUUCCCAUCUAAUUCACUGUUGUUAAAUUAAGUUAAUUAGUGAAUCAAUUUUUGUCAUGUUUGUUUUUCUCACAUCAUUUUAGUCAGAUUUUCAUUUUUACUUGUCUUGUUGGGCGGUUUUUCUCUGUUUUUGUUUUAAUUCCAUGAACAACAUCGAAAUGUUGUGUUCUGUUGUUGUUGUUGUUACUACUACUACUACCAAUAUAUGAUUUCUUUUUGUCUACCACACUAUUCUAACAACCCGGUCGAAUCAAUUAAUGGUCAACAAAUUAUUUAUAUAAAUGCAAAAUGAUUGAAUGUAAGAAGCUAACUGUUUACUUCUUACUGCUUCUCCAUCAACACACACAUACACAUAACAAUGAGAGAGAGAGAGAGAGUAUAUGUUUCGAGAGAUUAAGACUGGCAUACUACUCUUUAAUACAUCAAUUGACUGUUCUAGUUAACCGAACAAAAAAUCAGAUUUUUAGCGUUGAAUUAUGUAAUAUCUAAUUUAUUGUGGUUUAACAUCUCGGUUUUUAUUCUGCUUUGAGUGAAUACACAAUAUAUCUAAACGUAAUUAGAUACUUCAAAAGUGUACACUUGUUACUCUCUCUCUCUCCCGCAUAUCCUUCAUGUGCCUCUUUUCUCCAGAAAAAUAAUAGUCAAAUGUGUAAUUUAUUUCCUCUAACACAUGUAAACAUGUUCAUUUGAUUGUUUUCAUUAUUUCUCUUUGCAUACACAAAUUGAGCCUUCUUUUUCAUGUUUCUAUUUUGAACUAAUUCUGCGUAUACAUACACACUAUUCUCCACUACUACUAGUACCUCGCAUAUAUCACAUAAAAUGUUCUGUUUUUCUAAAAUAAGUAUUUUAUUUUGUGAAUAGUAAUAUAUAUAUAUAUAUAUAAAUUACUAACUUUUACUUCCUCUCCUCUCAUUAUUAGCAUCCCUUUUUUUUAUUACAAUAAAAUAAUCUAAUAGUCCUACUUUGAACCAACACCUUCAUUAUCUUUGCUCUUCCUUUACUCUUCUUCAUUUUGAAUGAGUGAACAAUUUUAGCUUUCAGGUUAUCAAUUACCUCUUAUUUGAUUCUUAUCCAAAACACAAAUAUUCUGAAAAAAAUUAAUUUCUUUCAUUAUAGAAAAAAACAUACUGUUCGAGGUCAAAAAAAAGCAACCUAGCGGUACUUCAUCCUUGAACUACAUACACACAUUGUUUCUAUUUCACAUUUGAUUUUUCUAAUGUUUCGUUUUGUCUGUAACGAAAGUAAACGAAAUAGAUUUAUCAUUUUGUGUAUGUAUGUAUUUUUUGAUUAAAGACUCUCUCUCUCUCUCUUCCUACCCUCCACUUUUUCCGACAUUCAUCUAGUUUUUUUCUUUUUGUCCAUUUGUUGUGUGUAUCCUACUGGAUACCAUGGUUUAAUGCUUAUAUUGAAUGUAUGUAUAUGUCAAAGAGUUUUCUUUCUUUCUUGCUUAUCGUGUAAGUGAUUAUGAAGGGAAAGAUGAGAAGUGUCGUGGUGUUGUUGUCUGUACUCAGAGAGAGAGAGAGAGAGAGAAACAGAGAGUAUUAGCAAAAUAAAGCACGCUUUUUUAGAUCAUUACAUUCAUCCUUAUAUACACCGCGAUAUGUUGUUGUGUUUUCUUCGAGCAAUCAGAGUAGGCUGUAUGUGUGUGUACGGGAGAUUGUGUUUUUAUACUGACUACUGUUUCCAAUGUUUUAUGUUGUAUGGAUAAAUGUGUAUGUACAGAAACUGUUUUCACAUUUUGCUCUCCUUUUCCUCAGCUUCUAGAGAGUUUGUUUACAUUGUUUCUAUCUCUUCUGUGUACGGUUUAAUCAUCGGUAUUUCAGUUGACCAUAAAUAAUUUGUGAUAAUAAUUAUUAAUAAUAAUAUUAUUAUUGGUAAAUAUUUUCGUUCUUUGAUAAAUAACGAUACAUAUUUAUACCAAGUACAGGUUUUUUUAUAUAAAAUUUUAUGCUUCACAGCUAAUGAUACUAGGUAUACUAAUAUCAACUUGAUCGUUGUACAAUAUAAUAUAAUAAUAAUAACUGUGAUAUUAUUAUGACAUUGGACUCAGUCUUAUAGAAAGCAUCAGUUCUCCGAAGAUUUUAGGUACAUCUUAUUAUGGCAACUAGUGGUAUGAAUGCAACUUAAAUUCGACGGGCACUAAGAAUUAGCCAACUAUGAAACUGUUAGUAGUAAUCAAAUCUUCAUUAGUAAUUAACUUCAAAAAAAAAUUCUCGUAACCAAAUGGAGUAUAACCAUGUCAGGUGUAGGUCAAGUACCACCACUGGCAAUGGAUGAUAGUUCCGCUAUAUUACAAAUUGACUAAGAUUGAAAUUGUGGACUGUCAAAUCCAAACUCAUUAAUUCAAAUUUUAAGUACUAACGAAAAUUGAAAUUUUUCAAUCGAUUACCGACGGGAUCGUAGAUGGGCACUGUUGAUGGAACAGUUAUCCAGUUCUUAAUUUCCAGGGAUUCUUUAACUUAAGUCAAUCCAUUAUUUAAUCUUCCUAAAUAAAAUAUUCGGCAAAGAGAUUCUGCUACUUUUACGAAAGGGGCUGCAUGGAACCAGGUAAUGUUAGAAUCGCUUCACUUCGAUGAUCAUAGCAAACUUAUCAUCCCUAAUCUACUAAUUAUUAUACUUAUACAGCGGCUCGUCUUUGGUGGAAAUUCGACUGUAUCUAAACGUUCUCGAGUCACUGUCCGGUUGAAAAUUGUAUGUUACCACCGAAUACGAGAACUGAAGCAGUUUUUCUGAAACCACGUGCACCAUUCAAACUGGCUGCCUUCAACGUUCGCACACUUAUGCAGGUCGGACAACAGAUAGGGCUGGCUAUGUCUUUGGAAAGUCUUAAUAUCGACGUUAGUUGUCUAUCCGAGGCCCGUAUUCAAGACUCUGGUGAAGUACUACAAAUUCGCUCUCCAUCUGUCACUUCAAAAAGCUUGUUUUACGUGCGCUUAUCCGCGGACCCUGUGGCAUCUUCGUCAGGUCUUGCUGGCGUUGGUGUCGCACUGAACGCUAGAGCUGAGGCAGCACUAAUUAACAGUCGGUUAUGUGCUGUUAGAUUAGAAAGUUCCAUCAAAGUGAGAAGAAAUCGGCGUGAGAAACGAUGUCUUUUCGUCAUCGCCUAUGCUCCGACACAUUGCAGCCCGGAUGCAAUCAAGGAUGAGUUUUACCACCAGUUAUCUGUUCUUCUUCUAUCUGGACUCUGACCAUGCCUUGGUCUGCGCCAAUCUUGCCUUACUUUUCAGUGGACAACGAAGUGACCGCCACCAACGGAUUGAUGUUAGCAAGCUGGUUGCCACUUCUUUUGCAAGUAUCGAAUCGAGCUAGUUUCUAGGCUAGCUACCAUUCCACUGAAAAGUAUAGAUGAGCAUUGGUUGCAAUUGCAUGACGCCAUGAAAAUGGCGGGUACAGUCAGUUGUGGGUUCGCGAAACGUCCCGCUUAUAAGCACUGGGUUUCUGCAGGCUCCUUACAACUAAUCGAAGCCCGUCGGUCUACUCCGAGUGACCGUGAGUUUGACCACAAACGAAGGAUGUUACGCAAGGAAAUUGGGCAAAGCUUGCGUAAGGACCGAGAAGCCUGGUGGUCGAAGCGUGCUAAUGAGCUGGAAGCAGCAGCUGCAUCUGGUAAUUACCGGAAGCUCUUCCAACUCAUACGAGCCACCGGCAGCGAGAAGUCUGGUGUGAGUGAAACAAUCUGCGAGGAUGAUGGGAUGCCAAUCACUAACAUCCAUCGACGUCUUGGACGAUCGGCAGAAUUUUUCGAAGGGCAGUUCAACUGGCCUGCUGCUCCGGCAACAUCGGUCAGACUGUCCUGCCCUCCAUGGCCGGUGACGACUGAUCCACCAAAUGAGGAGGAAGUCCGCAAGGAACUCCAACUCUUGAAGCGAUACAAAUCACCUGGCCCAGAUGACGUACCUCCGGCCCUUAUUAAAGAUGAUGGUGACUUUCUGACUAAGGAACUAACGACGAUGUUUACAAAAGUUUAGGAGCUAGAGAGUGUACCAACGUCAUGGAAUGAGUCGAUAGUUGUCCCUAUCUUUAAUAAGGGUUCACGUCGUUCCUGUAACAACUAUCGGGGGAUAAGUCUACUUCCGAUUGCGUCCAAGCUAUUGGCUUCCGUCAUACUUCGUAGGUUGUUCAAAACCCGAGAAAGAUUGACUCACGAGGAGCGGACUGGUCUUCGUUCUGGUCGAGGAUGUAUUGAUCAUAUAUUCACCCUCCGCCAAAUGUUAGAACACCGCCAUACUUAUCAAAGGCCAACAAUCGCAGUGUUUCUUGACAUUAGGGCUGCCUUUGAUUCGUUGGACAGGGCUGUUCUCUGGGAUUGUCUAUUGAAGAAGGAUGUGCCUGAGAAGUUUAUUAACAUCCUAAAAGCCCUAUAUACAAACACCUCAGGCAGAGUGAGGGCAUACAACCACCUCACUCCAUUGUUCCAUUCGAGCAGUGGGGUUAGGCAGGGUUGCCCAAUCUCACCAUUCCUCUUCAACUUUGCCAUCGAUGACAUUCUGGAAACAGCUCUGAUGGAUGUAAGUAAUGGUGGUGUGGAUCUGUUGCCUGGAGAAAGACUUCUCGACCUUGAAUAUGCGGACGAUAUUGUCUUACUGUGCGAUAAUGCCCAAGGCAUGCAAUCCACACUUAAUCAGUUGGCAAUCAGUGUCCGUAGGUAUGGUAUGUGCUUUGCACCUUCGAAGUGCAAAGUACUUCUACAAGACUGGCAGGAUUCUAAUCCUGUGCUCACUCUGGAUGGUGAGCAGAUAGAAGUAGUCGAGAAGUUCGUGUACCUAGGUAGCUGCAUAAGUGCUGGUGGAGGUGUGAGUGAUGAGAUCAAUGCACGUAUAGUGAAAGCCAGAGCGGCUUAUACCAAUCUGGGUCACCUUUGGCGCCUUCGUGAUGUUAGUCUGGCUGUAAAAGGUCGGAUCUACAACGGCGUCGGUGAGAGCAGUUUUGCUCUAUGUUUGUGAAACCUGGCCUCUCCGAGUUGAGGAUGUUAGACGACUCUGUGUUCGAUCAUCGCUAUCUCCGAAGGAUUGCUGACAUACAGUGGCAACACCAUGUCAGUAAUGCAGAGGUUCGGCAUCGUGUGUUCGGGCACAGAGAUGAUAAUUCAAUUGGUGUCACCAUCUUGAAACACCGACUUCGGUGGCUUGGACAUGUUCUCCGAAUGUCGUCCCAGAGAAUUCUACGUCGUGCAUUAUUUGCCGACUCUGAUACUGGUUGGAAGAAGCGGAGAGGUGGUCGGUGCAUGAAAUGGUGGCGUGGUAUGAAAGCUGCAAAGGACUGGCUUCUGUUGGUCCUUCACGACUCCCUGGUUGGGGUCUGAGAGAUGGUGCUACACAGUGGCUAGAGACGUUAUCAGAUAUGGCUAAGAAUAGAAGCCAGUGGCAAUCCUGCUGUAACCUUCUCUUACUUUCUUCAUAAAAAGUGGUUGUGUCUCCCUUAACUGAAAGGUUUCUUCUUAUUGUACCUUUCCGUUCCCUCAUUAUUACUAUUAUUAUUACUACACUACCUUACACCAACCUCUUCGUUAUUAUUCUCUUUUUUUCACGCUCCUUACCUUUUUUUCUUUCUCUUCGAAUUCUCAUUGUUUUGUGUGGCGCAUAUAUAUUGGCGCUCUCUUGUACCAAUAUUCAUAUGUUCAAAUAAAUAAAUGACAAGUUCAAUUAUUUCUUUGUUCCAGGUCAGUUUAUCUUUAAAAAAACAUUUCAUUGUUAAUUUUGCCACCAUCCUCUUAGUUGUUACCAAAUAAAUGAAUUUCAGAAGCUUGUAGAGGCUAAUUUCCCUUAUAUCUGACUACAUCCCAUUGACUGAGUAUUUAAUGCCGACUAAAUCUCCUAACAGAAGUAUGGAUUUACUUAAGAUUUAUUCAAAAGCCUAAACACCAGUUAUAGAGAUAGUCUGUAAUAUUACAACCAAUGGGAGGAUAAUUGACGCGGUUCGGAUAGCUCAGCGGUAACGUCUCUGACUGUGAAGCUGGGUGGCACGAGAUUGAACCCGCCAGGGAGCACCAGUUCCCUCAAGAUUACAGGUACACCUUGCUGACUAGUGCCAAGUAGCACGAAACCCGGGUCCAGGGUUUCCUGUCGACUACCUCCAAUUACCAUCUAAAUGAUUGACAUAUUCUCAAUCAGACUCACACAGAAAAUUACAUAGUGGAUUAAGUGCCUAAAUUACAGUAAGCAGAUAAAUAAUACAAUAGUGGAAUGGGUUUCCCACAAGUUUACAUCAAUAAUUUCCACUAUAUUCAAUAAUAAUUUAUAUGUUACACGUUCUGUUAUACUGAAAAUGUAUCAACUAAUCUUUUCACAUAAUUUGUAUUAAUUGUUAUUAAAAUAUUGACUGUGUGAAGUAUUCAAAUCGGAACAAAUAUGAAAUAAUUUCACAUUCCAUUACCUAGUCACCAAUCACUAAUUUCAAGGUAAAUUUCUAAAUAAAACCAUUUUGGUAGUUUGAUAACUCAUAGUACUGUAACGAAGAUCUUAAACCAGUAAUUGGAUUAUUAAUUUUAAAGAAAAAUUGUGUAAGUUCGUAAAUUCAGCCGUGACCAGUGGAGCUAAUCCGUGUCGGGUAGAAAAAAGUGUCUACCUCAGUACAUUGGGAGAUGGUCGCGCAAUUUCGUGGAUUGGUUGAUGUUGGACACUAAAACCAUUGGAUGCCGGCUCAGUAGUCUGGUCUCGCGCGCGAGACUGAAGGCCCUGUGUUGGAAUCUCGCGAGCGGAAUCGUGGAUGCACACUGCUGAGGAGUCCCACAAUAGGACGAAACGGCCAUCCAGUGCUUCCAGGUUUUCAAUGAUGUUCUAAUAUCAAUCGAUUCAUGAUCUCAUUCAAAAAUCUUUUUUUGUUUAACCAUUCUACAUCUAUUUGAUUCAAGUUUACACUUAUC
Schistosoma haematobium is the source of this 11045-nucleotide messenger RNA. RefSeq names its product CLIP-associating protein 1, variant 2 (gene CLASP1). The transcript is spliced from 28 exons. Gene Ontology annotation, molecular function: microtubule binding; serine-type endopeptidase inhibitor activity. The coding region runs from base 103 to 3822 and encodes 1239 amino acids. Lineage: Eukaryota; Metazoa; Platyhelminthes; Trematoda; Strigeidida; Schistosomatidae. Gene Ontology annotation, cellular component: cytoplasmic microtubule; microtubule organizing center; spindle microtubule. Gene Ontology annotation, biological process: mitotic spindle assembly. The record is from RefSeq and is a predicted model, not a curated record.